This is a messenger RNA of Myotis lucifugus (little brown bat), 1583 nucleotides long. RefSeq names its product TNF receptor superfamily member 25 (gene TNFRSF25). The transcript is spliced from 4 exons. The record is from RefSeq and is a predicted model, not a curated record. Lineage: Eukaryota; Metazoa; Chordata; Mammalia; Chiroptera; Vespertilionidae. The annotation marks the transcript as partial. Gene Ontology annotation, cellular component: plasma membrane.
GUGGCAUCAGCAAAGAAGAACUGUCUCUCCCCUCCCCUCCCCUGCAGGGAGGUCUGAGCAGAAGGAGGCCCCCAAGGUGCCACUGACCACGGACAGCAGACAGCAGGCCUCCGUGGGGGUGCGGCCCCCGCUCCAGCUGCUGCCUGUGUGCGCACAAGCCGAGUGCCGGGCGGGACCCCUGCCGCCGCUGGGCCGUUUGCACUUGGCAGGACUGGAUGGAGAUGAGGAGGGUUCGGCAGAGGCCCAGGCUCAGGAUGGCCCCCACAGUCCCCACCGUCACUAACCUGCCCCCCGUCCCCCGCCUGCCCAGCAGGAUUCCUCGUCCGCUAUUCCCUGAAGUCACCAGCUUCCACUGCGCUGGGCUCCAGGGCCACCCACCUCCACCCUCCUCUGGCCCCAGAUGGGACAGUCGCUUGCCCUCGCCUCCCUCUCGCCCCCAGGCCCGCUGGGCUCGCUGUAAAGUUGCAUAUUUAUUGAGCUUUGAUUCUUUUAUAAAGACUUGUACAUACGCCACUGGAAGGAGGCCUCUGCUUUCGGAACCCACCCCUUUCAGGACUCAUCUGUGGUGGGGCACCGGGGGAGAGACCGCGGGGAGCAGCAGUGAAUUAGAGGGCAGAGGCCACCAGCCCAACACCCCAAAACCAACCCGUCCCCUACACAGCCAUGAGGUCCACCAUUGGAGCCCCUCGUGGUGCCCGCCUGGGCUGCCCCGUGAGCGUAGGCUGGGUGGGCGACCUGUCCUGGGCUCACCGGGGUCUCUCUGGGGCUCCUCUCCAGGGGAGGGGCCCCUGCACCCACACCUUACAGCAUCUGCAGGGGCCUGGCUCUGAAACGCCGUGGAGGAAGUUACUUCACCCCGGAGUGGUGGUCUCGGGGCUGAGGCUGGAAGCCAGGCUGGGCACCAGGGCAGCCCUGUGCUCUGUGCACCUUGCUGCCCGCCCCCCCAGGUCAGGGCUUCACUUCCAGGGCCCCUGGGCUGUUCCCCGACCCCCACCACCGAGGCAGGCAGGCUCCCGGGGUGGCAGGGGGCGGGCCCUGCGGCUGGGUGCUGGGCCGGAACUGCGGUGGGCAGGGCGGGCUGAGUGGGGAAGCCCCCGCAGGCACACGCCUGUCCUGCCCCUUCCAGUUGCGCUUGAGGGCCCAGAGCGGCGAGGCACCGGGCCAUGGACCGGCAGCCCCGACGCUGGGCGGCAGUGGUGGCUGCAGCCCUCCUCCUGCUCCUGCUGGGCGCCCAGGGCCGGGGCGGCACCCCCAGCCCCAGGUGUGACUGUGCCCCCGACUUUCGGAAGAGGACGGGUCCGCUCUGCUGCAGGGGCUGCCCGGCAGAUGGAGCCGGGAUGGAGGCCCUGACCACCCUGCCGACCACCCACCUCUUGCCCCCUGAGAGUGCCCACCUCCUUUUGGUGCCACCCAGCGGCAGUGAGAAAGUCUGCCCCGCCCAGUUGGUAGGCCACAGCUGGACCCCUGCUGCCCCCAGACCCAGGAGACGCCUGGCGCGGAGGUGCCAUGUCCUGGGACAGCUGCGCAGCGAGUCUCUGGGUAAGAGACUUCACACAUCGCUCAAGUCCCAGGUGAAAGCUGUG